This is a messenger RNA of Pseudo-nitzschia multistriata, 1175 nucleotides long. Lineage: Eukaryota; Bacillariophyta; Bacillariophyceae; Bacillariales; Bacillariaceae. The record is from the annotation of a GenBank genome assembly.
CACCUCGUUCAAAAGUAAUCGUUGCAAGUAUUGGAAACCAUCCCAUCCAACGACAUACAAUACGAAGAGAUAUAGAAACAUGGCCAAGUUUUCGUUCCUUCUUUCGGCUCUCGUUGCCUGCCUUGUCGCCUUGAGUGCUACGGCAUUCGCUCCUGCGCGUAAGUAUCAUUUUGUCUAUUACGUCUCCCCCGAGAGCAGAGUUUUGUUGUGUGGCGAGGAACACUGUGAGCGAAGAACGGAUCGGGGAAUGUAUCGGCUUGCUUCAAUUUCUUCGAUUGGGUCCAAUAGAGUUGAUGCCAUCCAGGCGAUUGUCAAUCGAUGAGUACUCUGUAGAGCAAAGCCGUGUGGAACUGAAGUCCUUUUCCGGUGUUGCUGGAAUCCGGCAUCAGCAAACGUCACUCUGGUCUGUUUUCGAUGGUCAGAAAAAUUGGGUGUGGUACUUUGAAAUCAGGGAGAGUUUGCUAUGGCAUGAAUCAAACUUUGAUGCAAAUAGCUAGGUAUCAAACAGGUUCUGUUUCAGAGAGUCUUACAUCGAUGCAGAAUAGAAAAAUAUACCACUACACAACAAUGAAGUGUACUCUCUUACCAUUUUCAAAGAAGUGCUCGAAGAACCCUUGAAAAGAUGCCGUUGAUUAUGCGCGUUGCAGUUCAUUUCUUACCGGAUCUGUGGAGUUACUUCAUGCCUUCGUUGCCGCCUUGACAAGGGCAUUGUGAACGACCCCGGUUCCGUUUACUAUGGUUUAUAGUUCUUGAGUUGUUCCUCGAAAACUGGAAUACUCACGUCUUUGUUUCGCUCCUUUUUUCUUCCCUUUUCGCUCCGAAAUUCGAAUGCGCUCCCACAGACAAGACCUGUGCACGACCCAUCACUUCGCUCGAUGUCAAGGUCAAGAUCAAUGUCGGAGACGGCGAGCCCAUCGAGAGUGCCCUCCGUCGAUUCAAGCGUGCCGUCUCGAACUCUGGACACAUGAUGGAACUUCGCCACAAGCGAUACUUUGAAAACUCCCAGGAAAAGAAGAAGCGCAAGAUCAAGGAAGGACGCCUGCGAAAGAAAUUCGAGCGCAUGCAGCGCAAGCGCAUGGCCAAGAGAACCUAGACAGUAGAUCGACGGAUCGAUGGGAAUCUAAUGAUAGUAUGAAUAAAUAAAACCACGUAAUCACGAACUAGAAACACACCAA